This is a messenger RNA of Zingiber officinale, 1032 nucleotides long. Its product is annotated as elongation factor 1-delta-like. The transcript has 8 exons. Bases 74 to 766 code for a protein of 230 amino acids. NCBI's taxonomy places the organism in Eukaryota, Viridiplantae, Streptophyta, Magnoliopsida, Zingiberales, Zingiberaceae. Gene Ontology annotation, biological process: translational elongation. The record is from RefSeq and is a predicted model, not a curated record. Gene Ontology annotation, cellular component: eukaryotic translation elongation factor 1 complex; cytosol. Gene Ontology annotation, molecular function: translation elongation factor activity; guanyl-nucleotide exchange factor activity.
UCACUGCCGCUGGAUUGCCUCGUUCCUUCACGCUUCUGCAAACCCUAAAAGGAGGCUGCUUAUUAAUUCAAAAAUGGCUGUUGCUUUUGCCAAUCUCAAUGCGGCAUCUGGGCUCCAGAAACUUAAUGAAUAUCUUCUUGCCCGCAGUUAUAUAACUGGUUACCAAGCAUCAAAGGAUGAUAUUGCUGUUUAUGGCUCACUUAAUGCACCUCCAUCCUCUGAAUAUGUCAAUGCAGCCAGGUGGUAUAAUCAUAUUGAUGCUCUACUUCGGUUGAGUGGCAUCUCUGAAGAAGGGAAAGGUGUCAAAAUUGAAUCAUCUGCUACUGUACUUGAAGACAUGCCAGCCACCCCUGCUGUUGUUGACAAGGCCACAGCAGAUGAAGACGAUGAUGAUGAUGUGGAUUUGUUUGGGGAAGAAACUGAAGAGGAAAAGAAGGCAGCUGAAGAACGCGCUGCUGCCGUUAAAGCAUCUGCCAAGAAGAAAGAGUCUGGAAAGUCAUCAGUACUUCUUGAUGUGAAACCAUGGGAUGAUGAAACAGACAUGAAGAAGCUAGAAGAAGCUGUGAGGAGCGUCCAAAUGGACGGGUUGCUCUGGGGAGCCUCAAAACUGGCACCUGUUGGGUAUGGCAUCAAAAAAAUGCAGAUCAUGAUGACUAUUGUGGAUGAUUUGGUUUCUGUGGAUAACCUUAUUGAGGACUAUCUCUGUGCUGAACCAGCAAAUGAGUAUAUCCAGAGUUGUGACAUUGUCGCAUUUAACAAAAUAUGAUACAUUUAGGAACUCUACAGCAACGCUCUCCCUAAAUUUCUAGUUAUGUUAAUUUAAUUUUGUGGCUCAGUGGGCUGUAAGUCUCAUUGGCUGCUUUCUUUUUAGCUAAGGGACUUGAGGUUAUCCUGUGGGACAUGAGUUGGGACAUGAAUUCUAGUUUUUCGAAUGAGUUUUCCAUACCGUAUGCCAAGUUACUGCAUUGUGUACUCUGUGUAUGACAUUUAUUUCUCUGUUAGCUAAAGCCAUGCUUGAUAUUUUCUAUAGAA